This is a messenger RNA of Diorhabda sublineata, 2992 nucleotides long. RefSeq names its product neurogenic differentiation factor 6-like. The record is from RefSeq and is a predicted model, not a curated record. Lineage: Eukaryota; Metazoa; Arthropoda; Insecta; Coleoptera; Chrysomelidae. The transcript has 3 exons. Gene Ontology annotation, molecular function: protein dimerization activity. The coding region runs from base 2181 to 2849 and encodes 222 amino acids.
CGUCGAAUUAUUUUAUUAGAGACAAAGUUGAAAGGUAACAUAUAAAUUGAAGUAUAAUUUGAAUUUAUCUCAAUCAAAUUACUGCUAUUGGAUAGCAGUCCAAGGAUAGCAAUCCAAGGAUAGCAAUCCAAGCAUAGCAAUCCAAGGAUAGCAAUCCAAGAAAGAAAUCCAAAGAUAGCAAUCCAAGGUUGAAUCCAUGACAUGUUCUGUUAAUAUUUUUGGGAAGAGAAGUAGCAAUCUGGUGGUCGGAUAAGAAGACUUUUAACGUCCAGAAACAUGUUUAUCAACAGUCUGACAGUCCAUUCCAUGUUCCUGUGAACAUCAUAGUCUGCAGUUGUUCUCUUUGAAAUGAAUUCUGACCCCUAGGCACACUGGGCAAACACUGGUGUUCGACAUUGAUUUCGCAUGAGACUUUUUACAGCUUAGUGAGUUAUUGGUUUUUCAUUGAGAACUUUUUUGAGGUUAACUUAUUUACACUUUUGAAUCUCUCAUAUAACUUUUGAAGUAACUACGAUAUCGACGCCAUGGAUAUAAUUGUGGAAAAUUUUUUGUCCCCCACGUCACUAUGGCGGCUGAUUGUGACGUUAUACUUAAGUGUCCUAUUAGCACUAGGUUUAUGAUGUUAUGUUGGUUAACAUUGUGAAUUUUUUCAAAUUUAUACUUCGUGAACCUCGUCAUGUUAAUAUUCUUGAAUGUAAACCAUUCUAGAGCGUGUAUAUCCUAACCUAACCUUAACGGAUGAUUCAAAGUGCAGAUAAAUUGAAAAAAUUGAAGUUACGAGUUUACGACUGUGCAUUCAAAUGCUCUCUCUGUUGGUCAUCGCUCUCGCUCAGUAUGCGAUGAACAAUUCAUAAUGCAAUUUGUCCAAAAUUAAAGAUUUAGUGUAUAUUAAUGUAAUAGUAUUCGAUGAGAUUGUGUCCACCCAGCAAAGGUGAUCGAACGGUGAAAUCAUCCUGGAAUAGUCCAUUGUUGAAUAGUAAUAAAAAAAACCUUUGUUUACUUGAGAUUCACAAUUUCACUGUUUUCCAAGCUGCAAUUUCUAGAACCACUUGCAAUAUUCAUAUUGAACACACUGUUUACUGCCACCACUACACACGAAGCCGUAAUAAUAGUAGCAGAGCACCAUCAAAUUUUUGUGUAAGUAUGUUCACGGAUUCAAAUGCUUUGAAUGACCUGCAGAAGACAUUAUCAUUUUCAACGCUUGGAGUAGUAUUUCUGACUUUUACGAUCAGCUGAAAAAGCUCGCAUUUGCAUUUCCUUUUGGGUUCUCUAUAUAUACUUCAUAUCAAUCUUUUUCAAACAUAAGCAUGAUCAAGAGUAAACUGAUAAGUGGUCUUAUUGGUGAGAAUUUGGAAUCGUACAUAAAAUUGAAAAGAACAACAUACAAAUCUGACUUACUCAAAAUUUUCAAAGAGAUGCAAACACAUUGUUCUCAUUAAAAAUUAUAUAUUUAAUAUGAAAUUUAGUGUACUACUUUUUGAUACAAUAAGCUCUCUAAGCAUACAGAUUUGACUCCCAAAAAUUCUUGUAUAGUUCAUAUCUGGGUCUCUGGCUAAUAAGUUUGUAGACCACUGCUUUAGAACGUUGCUUAAAUUUUUCUUUUCGAUUUUGUAUUUUCUGUCCAAUUUUCUCAAAUCCCUAGUUUUCUGUGAGAUGCUUUAACUAAAGCUUCUCUUCACUUUUUUGGCAUUUUUGUUGCUUUUAUGCCUAAUUCUUAUUUCAAUCUGAAUACGGAUCUCAACGCGUCAACAGAUAUCUUAAAUUGUUUGUCUGUUAAUCACAAAGUGAUUAACUGUUAACGAUUUCUUCAGAUCUUGUUCUUCAGAGAUUGCCCAUGAAACUUGUCAAUAACUAAACUUCCAACAACUACGUUAUGUUUAUACUAGAGACAUUUGACAAGUGCCAAACUACUAGAAGCAUUAACAUUCAGUUAAUGCCUACUUAGUUGAAAUUUAUUAAAACGGAGCGCCCGUUAGUUAGUGGGAGUCUUCUUUAACUUUAAUGGGCGGUAAACUAGUACCUAAAGAGUUGAGCAUGGUUUAGUGGACACGCAGAGACCUAAGAGUAACAACUAACCAAUUAUUUUUAUAAUAUUCACGUGAAUACUGCUAUGGAUAUUUUCAGAAAUAUGUAAAAAGUGUUGUUACUCGCGAUAGUUGUUUAGCUAUUAAAGAUUUUUGAUGUACACAAGAAAUGAAAAAAUGAUUCAAUUUGAUGAUGAAAUAUGCCAUCGAUUGGGACUGCUCACAAAGACAGAAAUAAAAUAUUCAGAUCAAAAUAAUAAUAACCAAUACAUACAAAAACAUCAUACAUCCGAAAAAUAUUUACUGAGGCCCCGAAUAUUCCUAAGAAAGCAUAACUCUAAUUCUGAAGACGAGGAAAGAGAUUAUGAAAGAAACAAGAAACUUAAACGAAAAGCCGCACCUUUAAGCAAAUACCGUCGAAGAAACGCUAAUGCUAGGGAAAGAACAAGGAUGAAGGAAAUAAAUAGAGCAUUUGAAACAUUGCGAAAAGUGGUACCACAAAUGGCAUACCAACACCAACAAAAUGAAAAGUUAACUAAAAUAACUACGUUGAGAUUGGCCAUGAAAUACAUUUCAACACUGUCAGAAGUUUUAUCUAAUCAAAGAAGUCUAUCAGAUGAAAACCAUUUUGAGAGAUUUUUAUUGGAAUCAGAUGAAGAAUCUUCAAUUUUUAAAAGUGACACAUCGGAUCAUUCAAUUUUGUCAACAGGCUACACUGUCGAGUUUGAUAAUGAAUCGAUCGAUCAGAUUGAUUUAAAUUCACUUUCAUGUGAUACUUCCCAUCAAUUAACGCAAUUUGAUUCAUUAUUAUUUGAUACUUUUUAAUAAUGACUGGAUCAUAAUUAAGAAGCAAAUUGUGAUGUGGUGAUGUAGAUAUUCCCGAGUUCCAAAAAUAACGACCCAUAUUUCAUAUUUUAUUCUUUGUUUAUUGAUGAAAAAUAUGUAAUACAUUCUAUUGAUUAUGUAAC